Fukomys damarensis (Damara mole-rat) is the source of this 1754-nucleotide messenger RNA. It is a transcript of the gene Stx11, whose product is annotated as syntaxin 11. The record is from RefSeq and is a predicted model, not a curated record. NCBI's taxonomy places the organism in Eukaryota, Metazoa, Chordata, Mammalia, Rodentia, Bathyergidae. The transcript has a single exon. The coding region runs from base 96 to 959 and encodes 287 amino acids. Gene Ontology annotation, cellular component: synaptic vesicle; SNARE complex; endomembrane system. Gene Ontology annotation, molecular function: SNARE binding; SNAP receptor activity. Gene Ontology annotation, biological process: exocytosis; synaptic vesicle fusion to presynaptic active zone membrane; intracellular protein transport.
AUGCAUCGCUGUAACAGGACGUCCUUAACUCUUCGGGAAGACUCCUAGAAGGGGAACGGCUGGCUUUAACCUUUCUUUUUCCACCUGCAGGCAAAAUGAAGGACCGGCUUGCAGAACUCCUGGAGUUGUCCAAGAGCCAUGACCAGCAGUUCCCAGACGGGGACGAUGACUUGGACGUGCCCCAAGAGGACAUCGUGUUCGAGACGGACCACCUCCUGCAGGCCCUGUACCGGGACAUCCGGGAUAUCCAGGAGGACAACCAGCUGCUGAUGGCCGACGUGCGGCGGCUGGGCAAGCAGAACGCCCGCUUCCUCACGUCCAUGCGGCGCCUCAGCAGCAUCAAGCGCGACACCAACUCCAUCGCCAAGGCCAUCAAGGCGCGCGGCGAGGGCAUCCACCGCAAGCUGCGCGCCAUGAAGGAGCUGAGCGAGGCUGCCGAGGCCCAGCAAGGCGCGCGCUCGGCGGUGGCGCGCAUCUCGCACGCGCAGUACAGCGCGCUCACGCGCACCUUCCAGCAGGCCAUGCACGAGUACAACCAGGCCGAGAUGAAGCAGCGCGACAACUGCAAGAUCCGCAUCCAGCGCCAGCUGGAGAUCAUGGGCAAGGACGUCUCGGGCGAGCAGAUCGAGGACAUGUUCGAGCAGGGCAAGUGGGACGUGUUCUCCGAGAACCUGCUGGCCGACGUGAAGGGCGCGCGCGCGGCGCUCAGCGAGAUCGAGAGCCGGCACCGCGAGCUGCUGCGCCUAGAGAGCCGCAUCCGCGACGUGCACGAGCUCUUCCUGCAGAUGGCCGUGCUAGUGGAGCAGCAGGCCGACCCGCUGAACGUCAUCGAGGUCAACGUGCAGCAGACGCUGGACUACACCGGCGAGGCCAAGGCGCAGGUGCGCAAGGCCGUGCAGUACAAGAAGAAGAACCCGUGCCGGACCGUCUGCUGCUUCUGCUGCCCGUGCCUCCACUAGCAGCUGCCCCAGGGGCCGAGCCCUCCGCACCCGCCCCUGAACUCGGGGGAGACGGCAGCAAAGUCGCCUGAGGCGCCGACGUGGUCUGUGGGGUCCCGCCUGCCUCUCGCCCCCUAAUGGAGACCCCCGGGAGGGCGCGCUGCUGCAUCUGCCGGGGCACGGACUCUUGUCUACAGGGACAUCUGAAAACUUCCUUGGUUCUGUCCGAUUUUGAAUGAAAUUGACCGUGGGGAUAUUGGACAUUUUCCUGAUUCGUCACCGGAUUAUGCAAUGUGAUUCCGGCCUAGAGAUAAACCUGUUUGUUUUUUUUCUCACCUCUACUUAUUGAAAUCACGUUUAACACAAUAUUUUCUUAUCUCUGACAAUAUCUUCUACUAGGAUAUACUCAGGAAUUAUUUUUCUAAGUAUUUUUAGCACCUCUACUUAUUGAAAUCAAGUUGAACACAAUAUUUUCUUAUCUCUGACAAUAUCUUCUACUAGGAUAUACUCAGGAAUUAUUUUUCUAAGUAUUUUUAGCACUUCAUAUUGAGGAAGCAUUCAGGUUGAGAUACCAGUCACAUUUUACGUAUUUUUCACGUUAUUUAAAAUUUGUCUGUUUACUUCAUUGUGUGUGCACAUAUAUAUGUAACUAUAAAUAUUAAUAUUCACUAACGUGUGUACAUAACGGCCAAUUGGCUUGGCUUUACCUUUGUAAAUGUGCUAUAUAAAUAUCAAGAAAAACACUUCUGGGUUUUGGUGUUGUUUUGCUUGUUUUGCUUAUUUUGCCUUUAUCUUGCUCCAGCCUGAAUAUUCUUA